Myxocyprinus asiaticus (Chinese sucker) is the source of this 1572-nucleotide messenger RNA. It is a transcript of the gene gins1, whose product is annotated as GINS complex subunit 1 (Psf1 homolog). The record is from RefSeq and is a predicted model, not a curated record. The transcript is spliced from 7 exons. Gene Ontology annotation, biological process: DNA replication; DNA strand elongation involved in mitotic DNA replication. Gene Ontology annotation, cellular component: GINS complex. Lineage: Eukaryota; Metazoa; Chordata; Actinopteri; Cypriniformes; Catostomidae. Bases 236 to 826 code for a protein of 196 amino acids.
GUCACAUUUUUUAAAUGCUAUGUGCGGCUACAACAAUAUGCAUUCGUAUAUUAAUUAGCAAAGUGACUCAGUGCUGAUAAUGUCCUAUCUGACUCUCCGUAGUAAGUGAGGCUCACGUGAUCAUAACACAAAUUUACCGCGAAAAUCACCCUCAAGCGUCGACUAGACUACACAUUUGUUAGCGCAGACUGCAUCGUUACAAUAUUGACAUUUUUGUCUUUUAAACACUUAUAUAAUGUUCUGCGAAAAGGCAGUCGAGCUCAUUCGAGAACUUCAUCGGAUGGGCGACGGUCAGUUGCCUGCGUUUAACGAAGAUGGCAUUCGACAAGUUCUGGAGGAGAUGAAAGCUCUGUAUGAACAGAAUCAGAGUGAUGUGAAUGAGGCAAAAUCAGAGGGCAAGAGUGAGCUGAUUCCAAGCAUCAAGUUCCGCCACUGCUGCCUGCUGAGAAACCAGCGCUGUAUAGCCGCAUACCUUUAUGAUCGCCUCCUACGAAUCCGUGCUCUCAGAUGGGAGUAUGGGAGUGUACUGCCCACAACUAUUAGAUUUCAUAUGUGUGCUGAAGAGAUGGAGUGGUUUAAUCAGUACAAAAAGUCCCUCGCAACUUACAUGAGGUCACUUGGGGGAGAGGAAGGUUUGGAUAUAACACAAGAUAUGAAGCCCCCGAAGAGUUUAUACAUUGAGGUGCGUUGUCUAAAAGACCAUGGAGAAUUUGAAAUAGAUGAUGGCACUGUUAUUCUCCUGAAGAAAAAUAGCCAGCACUUUUUGCCCAGAUGGAAAUGUGAGCAGCUUAUCCGGCAGGGUGUAUUAGAGCAUGUCAUUUCCUAAAAAAAAAGACGUACAUGUCCUUUUUAUUUUUCUUGCAGUUAACUGAUUUAAAUGUAAUUCUGAUUAAUCAAUCAGAAUGCAUACAGAGAGCAAUGCUUGUGUACACAGGUAAAACUUGGUCAAAUUCUGUACAGUAAUUAGUGGAUACAUGAUGCAUUUACAACUCAGUGGUGUCAUGCUUUAUUCUCCCAACGAUUAUCCAGCUCGUAUAAACAAGGUGUACAAAAGAGACAAUUCUUGCAACACUUUGAUAUAAAUUAUAAGUGUACAUUAGUGCAUCAUGAUUGAAAAUUGUGCAAUUUCAAGAGAGCAUUUGUAUCAAAACUGUACAUUGUAUGAAUACUGUGCUUUUGGUUACUGCACAUAAACAGGCAUUAAAACAAAAAGAAUGCUUCUGUUUUUACUGAACAGCCUGACGUGAUCCAACAGUUAACAUUUGCAGUUCGUACCCUACGUCACCGUUAACGCAAAGAGCAAAUGGAAUUAGUAAUGUAACGUCCUUGACAAUCAAACCUAAAUGUAUUGCAAAGAUCUUGUUCAUUGCUAUUCAUUUGCCUCUGAAGAGACCAUAACACUUAAAUUAACUUACAAUUUGUCAUUUUGUACUGUUGAACGUAGCACAUGAUUGAAGUAAAACAUGUAUAUGUAAGACUUGCAUUACUUGCACCUUCAGUUUAACACAAAGAUUGCUUACUGGUUGCACCAAAACACAAAAGUGCCCUAGGGUGGGUCUUUUGCAGUCCAGU